Messenger RNA from Cuscuta europaea, 3423 nucleotides. Lineage: Eukaryota; Viridiplantae; Streptophyta; Magnoliopsida; Solanales; Convolvulaceae. The record is from the annotation of a GenBank genome assembly.
CUUUCUCUUUCAUUGGUCAUCCCCCCACUCUCUCUCUCUCUACUGCUCUCAGGUCGAGCUUGGUCGGGUGGGCUAUAAAUCCAACUCUCUCUCUUCAAAAGCUUUCGUCAGGGGGACAGCGAUACUGCACGGAAAGGGUCUGGGUUUCACCUGAAUUUCAGCUUAGCCGAGCUAAGCCCAUACCCAUCAUAGCUCCAAGAUUUGCUGAUCUUUUUCCUGUUUUAAUGGAAGUUUUGGAGAUAGAUUGAGUUAACCCACCGCUCCAUCAUUGGCUUGAUUUGUGGUUCUGGGUUUUUUGUGUUUGCCGGUUUUGAGAUGAGAUGGAGCUUUUCAGCUGAAAGCAUUCAAGAAUUGGGGUUGAGUUAAGGUGGUGCUGGCAUGAGGUUAAGGAUGUUGAAUCUGGUUGGGUGUUCAGGGUUUGACUAGCAAGUGCUGUUCAGGGUUGGUAAUGAGGAUCUUAUUGAUGGCAUAAUUGAGUGGAUAAUCAUAAUUAAGGUUUUAAUUAAUUAUUACUCAUCGUACGCAUACCGUACACACUUGCAUAAUAGGACAGUGGGGGGAAAUGACCAUGAAGAUUUCAACAUCAGGAAUGGGUCAGCAGGCUCUUGAAGGAGAGAAGAAGUGUUUGAACUCAGAGCUGUGGCAUGCCUGUGCUGGUCCUCUGGUGUGCCUUCCAACAGUUGGGAGUCGUGUGGUUUACUUUCCUCAGGGUCAUAGUGAACAGGUAGCUGCUACAACUAAUAAAGAAGUUGAUGGUCAAAUACCAAAUUAUCCAAACUUGUCGCCACAGUUGAUCUGCCAGCUCCACAAUGUCACUAUGCAUGCAGAUCUUGAAACUGAUGAAGUCUAUGCUCAAUUGACAUUGCAACCCCUCACUCAGGAAGAACAAAAAGACACUUAUCUUCCUGUGGAGUUGGGAAUUUCUAGCAAGCAGCCAACUAACUAUUUUUGCAAGACACUCACAGCAAGUGAUACUAGUACUCAUGGUGGCUUCUCUGUUCCUCGUCGGGCUGCAGAGAAAGUUUUCCCUCCUCUGGAUUUCACGCAGACACCACCUUGCCAAGAACUCAUUGCAAGGGAUCUACAUGAUGUCGAAUGGAAAUUCAGGCAUAUUUUCCGAGGGCAGCCUAAGAGGCAUCUUCUUACUACGGGCUGGAGUGUGUUUGUCAGUGCCAAAAGACUUGUUGCGGGAGAUUCCGUUCUUUUCAUCUGGAAUGAGAAAAAUCAGCUGCUGCUGGGGAUUCGUCGCGCGACUAGACCACAAACUGUAAUGCCGUCAUCGGUUCUGUCAAGUGACAGUAUGCACAUUGGGCUCCUAGCUGCUGCUGCUCAUGCUGCAGCUACUAACAGCUGUUUCACUGUUUUUUUUAACCCACGGGCUAGCCCAUCUGAGUUUGUUAUACCUCUUUCAAAAUACGUGAAAGCUGUAUAUCACACCCGUGUCUCUGUUGGGAUGCGUUUUAGGAUGCUGUUUGAAACAGAAGAAUCAAGCGUUCGCAGAUACAUGGGAACAAUUACUGGCAUUGGUGACUUGGAUGGUAUUCGUUGGCCAAACUCUCACUGGCGGUCUGUUAAGGUGGGUUGGGAUGAGUCAACUGCAGGUGAAAGACAGCCAAGGGUAUCGUUAUGGGAAAUUGAGCCAUUGACUACUUUCCCCAUGUACACGUCAUUAUUUCCCCUUCGGCUAAAAAGGCCUUGGUAUCCAGGACUCUCAACAUUCCAAGACAGCAGUAACAGUGAAGUCGUGAAUGGAAUGGCAUGGUUAAGAGGGGAAAUGGGGGAGCAAGGAGGACCACCACCACAAUCGCUGAAUCUCCAGUCUUUUGGUAUGGUUCCAUGGAUGCAACAGAGAGUUGAUCCAGCAUUGCUUCGGAACGACCUUAACCAGCAGUACCAAGCUAUGCUUGCUGCCGGCCUGCAAAACAUGGGAAGUUCAGCAGAUCCUUUCAAACAGAACCUCAUGCAGUUUCAACCACCUGUCCAAUAUAUGCAAGCUUCAGGCAGCAAUAAUAACCCAUUGUUACAUCAGCAACAUUUAAUCCAACAAACCCAAAUGCUAUCUGAGAGUUUGCAAAGGCAACCCCAACAGCAAACUAGCAGUCAGACCGAGGAACCGGCCAGACAACAUGCUUACCAGAACUCUUUCCCUAUGCCCAAUACUCACCAAGUAGCCAAUUUUUCAGAUUCAAAUGCAAAAUUUGUUUCACCGGUUUCUCCUUCUGCAAACAUGCAAUCUAUGCUGGGCUCCCUCUGUCAUGAAGGGAAUACUAAUAAUCUGUUGGAUUUCAAAAGAAUUGGUCAGUCUAUGGUAAAUGAGAAGAGUGAACAACCCCAACAGUCAUGGUUGCCGAAAUAUGCCAACAGUUCAGCUUCUAGUCAGCAGCAGCAGGUGACUUGUGGUGUGGAUGCCCAAAACCAACAAUCAUUUUUUGGUGCAAAUCUAGACAACUCCGGACUUCUCCUUCCCACCACUUUGUCAAGUGUUACGACUUCAGGUGUUCAUGCAGAUAUGUCAUCUAUGCCAUCAGAGUAUCAGAAUUCUCCUUAUGGUUACAUGCAAGACUCGUCUGAGCUGGUGUCCAGUGUCGGACAAGUUGACCAAACAACCCCUGCUCCUACAUUUGUCAAGGUUUACAAAUCAGGAUAUGUUGGGAGGUCACUGGAUAUCACCAGAAUCAGCAGCUAUCAUGAGCUACGACAGGAACUGGCUCAGAUGUUCGGAAUUGAAGGGUUACUUGAAGACCCUCAAAGAUCAGGCUGGCAGCUUGUAUUCGUUGACAGGGAGAAUGAUGUACUUCUCCUUGGAGACGACCCGUGGGAGGCAUUUGUGAAUAAUGUGUGGUAUAUCAAAAUCCUUUCACCCGAGGAUGUGCAGAAGCUGGGGAAGCAAGAAGCCGAUUCCCUUAGCGGAAACACAAUGGAGAGGAUGCAUGGCAGUGGUAGUGCUGAUGGAAGAGACCACCUGUCUGGAUUUCCUUCUCUAGGAUCCCUCGAGUACUGAUUUUGUAUUUCCCCCAUCUUUCCACUUGUGGACUCGACAUGUUCAAAACCACUUUUAUUUGCCCCAUCUACCCAGACUUCAUUAAUUACCUUUGUCCAGUCUGUCUCAUCCUCAUUUGUAUGGUGUAGUGAUUUUGUAGGAGCUGAAUGUUCUUUUUAUGGGUCUUGGACUACUUUUAGAGUUUUAGUAUCCAUCUAGACCAGGUAUUGGCACCAUUGCACCUUCAAGCUAUGUAAUGUCUUUUUGAGAAUACUAGGUAAUUAGUUUCUUUCUUUGUCUACCAGUAAGGUACCAAGAGAGGAAUGGCCGGUUUGGCCACCCUACUCACCUGCACUGAGUUAUGCUGAAUUUAUUGUAUAUAUAAGUUUGUUUUUUAUGCAUAAGCUUAGAAAAUGUUUUAAAUUCUGUCUACCCAAAGCAUG